AUGUGUAUAAGAUCCAUAAUAAAAUAUAUUUCGACUAGACAUCGGACCAAACAAAUAUUUUUUUCAUAUAUGUACAUAUUUUCAGAUAUCAAAUAUUUUGAGUUGAUAUUUGGUUUUGCUGUUUGUCCGAUCUCUAAUCCCGACUAUGAUUUUUUAAUUUAUAAUACAGUUUUUUUUUAUUUUCUAAGUAUCAAUAUAUUUGUUGGAAUUUUUGUGGAUUUUGGGAAACCUCUAAGGUGGAAAUUAUUAAAUUUAUAA
Meloidogyne enterolobii is the source of this 258-nucleotide messenger RNA. The record is from the annotation of a GenBank genome assembly. Lineage: Eukaryota; Metazoa; Nematoda; Chromadorea; Rhabditida; Meloidogynidae.